GUGUGCGAUGGGUUAACGCUAGACGGCCUCGCCUCACCUUUUCACGAGCGUCACCCGAGUGUGAGAGCGGUCCUCGCGUCCGAAGCGGGAAAACCAGCGUCGCGCGCUGUCGGAUACCCCCCCCCACCCCGCUUUAAAAAAAAUUUUUUUUUACAUUUUCUUUUCUAAAACGACCCCGCCUCACAUCCCCCGGCUCCUCCACCGAGGCAGGACCGCCGAUUUAAGCGCUGAGGGGACAAGAGUUUGGGGGAACAAAACACAACGAAAACCAAAAAACCCGGACAACCUUUCCUCCGCUCCAGCAGCGCAGCGGGACCCGGCGGAUCAGAGUGACAGCCAUGAAAGACCGCAUGCAAGAACUUCGACACGGGAAGGAGACAGCAGAAGAGGAAGAUGAGGUUGCAGUGGGCAUGGAGAAAGGCUUUAUGGAUGAGUUCUUUGAACAGGUGGAGGAGAUCCGUGGGUUUAUCGAGUCUUUGGCAGAGAAGGUUGAAGAGGUGAAGAGGAAGCACAGUGCCAUCCUCGCCUCACCCAACCCUGAUGAGAAGACCAAGGCCGAGCUUGAGAAUCUUAUGGCAGACAUCAAGAAGUUGGCCAACAAAGUGCGCUCCAAGUUAAAAAGUAUCCAGCAAACCAUUGAGCAAGAGGAGGGGCAGAACAGGUCAUCAGCUGACCUCAGGAUACGCAAGACACAGCACUCCACACUGUCACGCAAGUUUGUAGAGGUGAUGUCGGAGUACAACACAACCCAGUCAGACUACAGGGAGCGCUGCAAGGGGCGCAUCCAGAGACAGCUGGAAAUCACUGGGAGGAACACAACAAAUGAUGAGCUGGAAAGCAUGUUGGAGAGCGACAACCCAGCUAUCUUUGCCUCUGGGAUCACCAUGGACAAUAUCACCCAGCAAGCAAUGAAUGAGAUUGAGACACGGCACAAUGAGAUAAUCAAGUUGGAGAACAGCAUUAGAGAGCUCCAUGACAUGUUCAUGGACAUGGCCAUGCUAGUGGAGAGCCAGGGGGAGCUGUUGAACAACAUCGAGCAAAGUGUGCUGGGGGCCCAGGAAUACGUGGAGCAGGCCAAGGACAACAUUACCAAAUGCAAAAAGAUGAGAAAGACUAGCAGGCGGAAGGUGAUCCUGGUAGGAGUUUGCGUUGCAGUAUGUCUGAUCAUCCUCGUCAUUUCCCUCGCAGUUGGACUCAGUUAG
This is a messenger RNA of Lampris incognitus (smalleye Pacific opah), 1202 nucleotides long. RefSeq names its product syntaxin 1A (brain) (gene stx1a). Bases 339 to 1202 code for a protein of 287 amino acids. Lineage: Eukaryota; Metazoa; Chordata; Actinopteri; Lampriformes; Lampridae. The transcript is spliced from 10 exons. Gene Ontology annotation, biological process: exocytosis; intracellular protein transport; synaptic vesicle fusion to presynaptic active zone membrane. Gene Ontology annotation, cellular component: SNARE complex; synaptic vesicle; presynaptic active zone membrane. The record is from RefSeq and is a predicted model, not a curated record. Gene Ontology annotation, molecular function: SNAP receptor activity; SNARE binding.